Molecule: messenger RNA, 4369 nt
Organism: Cryptomeria japonica (Japanese cedar)
Lineage: Eukaryota; Viridiplantae; Streptophyta; Pinopsida; Cupressales; Cupressaceae
Product: probable protein phosphatase 2C 4
Exons: 4
Coding region: 172-3606 (1144 amino acids)
Biological process (GO): protein dephosphorylation
Molecular function (GO): protein serine/threonine phosphatase activity
Source: RefSeq, a predicted model, not a curated record
GAAUGGAGUGCAAGGAGGAGGGAGGAGGAAGAUGAGAAGAAGAUCGAGGAACCAGAGGAUGGAUAUACACAGUGAGUAUAUGUCCGGGGGAGUUGUAUACUCGGAGUGAGUAUAUGCGCAUGGAGGGCGGCAUGGAAGAGGAGAUGAAGGAGUGAAAAGGGGGGAGGGGUGAUGGGGAAUAGCGUGUCCCGCGUGGUGGGCUGUUUUAUGCCGGUUGGGAAUGAGCAGGAGCGCGUGGGAUUGGUGUUCUCAGAGCCGCUGGAUGAGGGGCUGGGGCAUUCGUUUUGCUACGUGAGGCCCGUGAUCGAAUCCGCGCGUUACUCGCCUUCGCAAUCCGAGAGGUUUGGAAUUUUGGAGACAGAGGGCCUGGAAGGGUCUGAUCACAGCAGAUCAUUUCGGUUCUCGCAGGAGGAAAAUAAUAAUGUUAAUGCAAAUAAUCCCAAUGCUAAAAUUGGACCUGAGACGACUACAUUCAAGGCCAUAUCGGGGGCCUCCGUGAGCGCCAAUACCUCAACGCCCAGAACUGUGGCCGCCCCACAUGACCACCAGUAUAAUAACAAUACAGCUAACCAGUUUAAUAACCCAGAUAGGGCGUCUGCUUUUGAGGGCACCGCUUCGUUCAGUUCACUGCCUCUGCAGCCCGUGCCCAGGGGGUUGAACUCUACUGCCUAUUCGGGUCCAAUGUCGGGACCCCUAGUGGGCGGUCCUGUGCAGCAGGCUACUGCUGAUAAGAGCUUCAUGUCUGCCCCCUUGGAGCGUGGAGGGGGCUUCCUGUCAGGUCCGCUUGAACGAGCCUUUUUGUCCGGUCCUCUGGAAGGUAUAGAUCGUAGUCACUUCUCUGCGCCGCUGGCUUCGCACCAUGCGACCUACUUCCGGAGGCGGAGACGCUAUAUUUCAAGGGUGAUGCGGACCGUGAGCAGACCGGUGAGAAGGGCGUUUUCGAGGACCUUGUCCAAGACCGCUGUGCUGCCUUCUGUUAUGCAGAUGGUGGGGUGGCACCAGCAGGCCAAGGGGGUCUCCAACAGUGGCAACUAUGAGUCAGGUAUGUUUUUGGGCUUCCCUUCUGAUGAUAUUAGCAAUGGUAAUAAUCUGCAAUGGGCACAAGGCAAGGCUGGCGAGGAUAGAGUUCAUGUGGUCUUGUCGGAGGAACAUGGGUGGCUUUUUGUUGGGAUUUAUGAUGGCUUCAAUGGCCCUGAUGCCCCUGAGUUUCUUAUGUGUAAUCUCUAUAAGGCCAUCUUCAAUGAGCUAGAAGGUUUAUUGUGGGAUAGAAAACAUGACUGCACAAAUGCUAACGAAGGAGAAGACUGCCAAGCUGUUCAAUCUGAGCAGCAAAAUCUUCCCAGCCAACAGGAAGAGAGCCGCUGCUCUCAUGCUCAAUCCGGGCAACAAAAUCCUGACAUCCCACGAAGAGAUUUGCAUUGCUCAAUUUGCCAAUCAACAUCACAACCAAUUCCCAAUCAUCCACAAAACCCAGAAGCCACAAAAGAAGAUUGCCCUCAUUCCCAAUCAAAAGAACAAGCAGAUCAAAAUCAUUCGAAAAACCCAGGGGUCACACAAGAAGAUUGCUCGCAUUCUCAAUCCGUGCCACAAAUAAAUCCUAAUGUUCUGCAAGAAGUCACUCAAGAAGAUUGCUUGCAUUCUCAUUCGGCACUAGAAGUAAAUGCAAAUCAUCCACAAGACUCUGUGGCCACACAAGAAGACUGCCCACUUACCCAGUCGCCACAGAAAUUAAAUCCUCAUAAUCCACACAGCCCAGAAGUCACACGAGAGCACUGUCCACAAGUCCAAUUAGCAUUACAGUUAAAUGCCAAUCAUCCACAUUGCUCAGAAGCUGCAGCAGAAGACCCCCUACAUACCUUGUCUACAGUGCAACAGAAUCCUGAUGACCUAGAGAUUCAAGCUGCUGCACAAGAAUGCAGCUCAUCUGCCCAGUCUGGGCAAUGGAGUUCUGGUGAUCGACAAGAUGCUGAUGUUAAACGAGCAAAGCUAACAGUUGAAGAUAGUAUUUUCAGUAAAUCAGAGCAAGAAAAGAUAGAAAUAAAUGAUAGACGCCACCCAGCUCGUCAAAGUGAUAGUGAGAAACCACAGAGCAGUAACUGUGAAAUAGGUACUGAAUUGAGUGGAUCCAACACAAAGAUGAUUGGUAAGCAGGGGCAUCCCCGUCCUUUGACAGAGUUUAUUAAGCGCGUUACUUUUGAGUGUGAGAAGGAGGUUGGAGAACACAGGAAGGGAAGGUCCUUGCGUGAACUGCUCGCUGAAGAAGAGGAUGAUCCUUUGGACUUUUUUGUUUGGAAUAGUACUGCAAAUAGUGUAGAUAAAAGCCGUCGGAAUAAUAUACAAAGAACAGAGAACUCAACUUCAGGAAGUGUUGCACCGACUGACAGUUCAGCAGAAACCAGGGAAAGUAAUGGGGUGUCUGAUCAAAUUUCAGAUGGACGCACAAGAAGGGUUGCUUACUCUGAUUCAGAACAGAAACAGAGCAGAGGGAGGUCGUUACUGAGUUCUAAGAUAAGACAAGCCUACAGUAAACGGAAAGAAAGCCAUAGAAAAUUGUUCCCUUGGAGAUAUGAUUGGGAGAAAGAACGGAUAGAAGUAGAGAAAAAGAUUGAUGAAAGAUUAAAACAGGAUACACAACGUUGUAAGGCAGGUUCGGUAAAUCAUGUAUCUGUUUUAAAGGCUCUUUCACGUGCAUUAGAAGUUACAGAGGAAGCUUAUCUUGAAAUGACAGAUAAGUUCCUUGAUGAAAAUCCAGAACUUGCAUUGAUGGGGUCUUGUUUACUGGUAAUGUUGAUGAAGGAUCAAGAUGUAUAUGUGAUGAAUGUUGGUGACAGCCGGGCUAUUGUGGCACAACAGAGGCCAGACACAAAUUCUGGUGCCACACAGCAUUGUAGUUAUCAAAAAGGUGACAGGCAGGACAAAGUUUGUUUAAGGGAUUCACUUGUCAGGUCGGAAUUAGAAGGAAUAACAGAAGAGCCUUCUGCAGAUCCAUCAUCUGCUGAAGAAAAUAAAACAAAAAAUGGUCCGGAAGUGGAGAUGCCAGUGCCUGGAUCAAACUUGAUUGCGGUGCAGUUAUCAACAGAUCAUAGUACCAGUAUUGAAGAAGAAGUUUUAAGAAUCAAAGCAGAACAUCCUGAUGACAACCAGUCUAUUCUAAAUGACCGAGUGAAAGGACGCCUCAAAGUCACUCGUGCGUUUGGUGCAGGAUUUCUCAAACAGCCAAAGUGGAAUAAUGCGUUGCUGGAAAUGUUUCGGAAUGAUUAUAUUGGCACGGCUCCAUACAUCAGUUGCACACCUUCCCUACGUCAUCAUAGGCUUGGUGCAAAUGAUCAGUUCUUAGUAAUUUCAUCAGAUGGAUUGUAUCAAUAUUUAAGCAAUCAGGAAGUUGUUUCUCAUGUAGAGUUGUUUAUGGAGAAAUUUCCUGAUGGUGAUCCUGCACAAAGUCUUAUAGAAGAACUUCUCUUCCGGGCAGCAAAGAAAGCUGGUAUGGACUUCCAUGAAUUGUUAGAUAUUCCUCAAGGAGAUCGCCGAAAGUACCACGAUGAUGUUUCUGUCAUGGUGAUAUCACUUGAAGGAAGGAUAUGGAAGUCCUCUGGUAAGUAUAUAUGAAUCUGAUCGUUGGACUGCAAUUUUUUGUGAUUCCUGCACAUGGCGACUUGGACACUACUUAUUCAUUCCUUGUCACUAAGUUGAAUAAGUGAGGUUGGUUUGCUGUUACUGCAACUUGAAUUUGUAUGCACUCCUGCUACAACAAGAUGUGCAUCGUAGAUUUUGGCUGGAUCACUUUCUUGCAAAAUACAAAAUUACAGCUCGUUGUAAUUUAAACAUUAAUGCUAAAAUCUGUGCGGAUUUCUUACAAUAUGUAUGCCUGCAAUGGAGGCAACCUAAGAAAUGCCUCAUUCAAUGAUUGGUCAUAUAUAUGGAUUUGUAAGCUUCAUUAGGAAACGAUUCAUUUGCGUCAGGGUGGAAACUGCUCGAUAGGGAAUUACUUAGGUAUCAAAAGAAUUUACAAUCAACUUUUCUGUAGAGGGCUCAUUGGAAGUUCACAGAUCCAUUCAUGAGGCUCAGCAGUGAGCUUUACCUUUUGUACUGUUUAAGUUCGUGAAAAUAGGACAUUGUGUUGCGUUGUACAAAGAUGCUUGUGAAAAUUCAAGAGCAUGACAGGCAGCAUUUGUUAUGAGCCAAGGUUCAAUAUACCAUAAAACCUGGCUUAUCAUGCUUUCAAAUCCUUUUCUUUUUUCGGGAGUAAAAUCAACAGCUCUUUCUUGCUAGAGCUCUGGCUACAAUAAGAAAUGGAAUGACACUGCAGUUUUGUUUGAGGCCCAUACAUAAAUUUAUUUUUUCCUUUGCAUCUUAAUUUAGAUUUUUUAAA